UGCAAGCUUUCGGGCACAAACACCCUUUAUCAGGUAUCGGAGAAAAGAUUGUAAAAGUUCUCCUGGGUAGAAAUGAAAGUCCAUAUUUCAUAGGAUAUCACAGAGGAGUCGAUAGAUAGAAAACUUGUAUUUCUACAAGGAGUAAGCUAUCAAACUGAAAGAUGGGGCUGAUUCUGUCUUUGGGGCUUGCUGAUCCCGUGCAUCUCCCUCUGAACUUUAAUCUCUGUAAACCCCGUUGCCUGUGUUUUACUAUACAUAACUAUAUGAAAGUUUAUUUACUCAGCAAACUAGAAUGAUUGCACUUUCACCAUUUAAUUUUGGUAAAAAAUAAAUACUGCUAGAGGUGAAGUCUUAUUUAAAAAAAAACCACUCGGGUCCAGAGGCUUGGAGUUAGAGUCCCUGCUUGUAAGUAAAACAAGUUACCCAGCACAGACCUUGCCUGUCAAAUCAACUGUAAGAUUAGGGAAUAUGUGAGCAUGUAUUUUAUAGCCUUCUGAAAGCAAAUGUUUUUCCUUGCAGGUUAUUACAUUGGCAUGUGUUUUGCAGCACCUGAGAAACAGCUUUGCUAUUUUUACCUGGCUCCAGAAGGCUGGAAAAUAUUCUUCUUUCUGGCUGUUGUUUUUCCAACGAUCACCAGCAUCCUGGCGUAUUACUGGUCACGGAACGGUUGGGAUAAUCAUCCUUUAGCUCGGACGCUCGCAGUUCACGCACUCCCGCAGUCCAGUUGGAGGGCAGUGGCUUCUUCCAUCAAUACAGAAUUCAGGAGGAUUGACAAGUUUGCUACUGGCGCCCCUGGAGCAAGGGUGAUUGUCACAGAUACCUGGGUGAUUAAAGUGACCACGUACUGUUUACAUGUUGCCCAACAGCAAGACAUUCAUCUCACGGUGACAGAUUCGAGACAGCAUGAACUUUCACCAGAUUCAAACAUGCCCGUACAGUUCCUCACCAUCAAUGUUGCCAGCAUUAACCCAUAUGUGAAGGCUUUUGAUAUCCGGCUGAAUUCCACAGAGUAUGGGGAGCUGCGGGAGAAACUCCGUGCUCCUAUCCGUAAUGCAGCUAAUGUUGUGAUCCAUCAAAGUCUCAGUGACUUGUUUCUGGAAACCUUUACAUCACUGGUGGAAAUGAACCAGACGUAUCCUGCUCCCAGCAAUCAGGAGCUGGAGCCAUGCAUCGGGUGUAUGCAGACUAAUGCAAACAUCAAGCUUAUAAAGAACUGCCAAGAGCCAAAUGAAGGAGAAUGCCAACAAUGCUACUGUCGCCCAAUGUGGUGUUUGACCUGCAUGGGCAAAUGGUUUGCCAGCCGACAAGAUCAGCAGCACCCAGAGACCUGGCUUUCAAGCCAAGUGCCUUGUCCAACCUGCAGAGCCAAAUUUUGCAUUUUAGAUGUUUGCAUUAUACGAUGAAUAGUGUCUUGGUAUAGUUUACCUUUCGAAAUCUGAAUGCGUUUCACAGCAGGGUUUGAUACAAGCCCUAUUAGAUUCCUUGUUCUGCUGGAAAAGUAGAAACUCUGUUGUUUCCCCUUCAAAAAGGGCUUGAAAAUGUCAGCCUACCAUCUUUAUUUUCACUGUGCUUCUAAAGUUAUCCUCAGUUUUUGUUUCCUAAAACACCAGUUUACAUUCUAGAUUGCUGAAUUUUUUUUUGGUAUUCUUAAUUUCUUUUGGACCACACUUUAAAGCAGUGGUGACCCAUUUGCUUUUCAUUUUGGAUGAAAUCCUGGUAUUCUAACUUUAUUUUAAAUGCUAGUCUAGUUAAAGGGUUUAAGCACAAGUGUUUUUAGCAAAGGGCUUUUUCCUUAUCCUAAGCAAAUUGCUAUUGUUAAGGCUAAUAGGCUAAAAAUCUUCUACCUUUCUUUAUCUUUAAUUCAUUUCCAAAGCCUAUUGUUAACCUUUGUGAGCUUUCACUAAAAGAGAUAUCUCAACACUGUAUUUCUUUUUCUCCUAUCCCCCCCAUCAGAACAGGGCUUUAGAACUUUGGGGCCUGAGUUUUCUUAUCUGUAGUAGUACAUGUGACACCUGUGCUUCUUUUUUAUUCUGUUCUGCUCUGCCCUCGUGUUUACAGACAUUUUUAACAUGCAAGAAAGGUUUAUUAGUAUGUUAUAUGUAGAUCAUUCACCUAAACUGCUAUUGUUUCUGCAUAGAGUAUCUUCUAGUUAAAUACUUAUGUCCCAGAGCUGUUUUACUUGGUAAAUCAACCCUCUUCAGCUGAUAGAAUUUAUGACUUUUACCUAUAUUUGGAAGGAAAGCAGCAACAACCUUAAUUAUUUUAAUAAUGCAAAAGAGUGUUCAACUACUUCCAAACCUAUAGCCUUUUCCUAAGAAACAGGCUUCACCAUGGAUAGGAUUUUGGGACAAGAUAAGGACAUAUAUCCAUGCUGGAUGUUUCAAGUCUGUCAGCACUGAAAUGGCUUUUCAGAUUGGCACUUUAUUUAUUAUUUUCAAGCCUAGUUAUAAGCAUGUCUCACUGUUUUACAAUAAUAAGAGAAUUUUGCUCAGCUCUUAGGACGGGUCUCCAUCAGAGUAAUUUGUAAACAGAUUUUGAACUAUCGAUAGCAAGAACAGAAAUGAGUGUAGAUGGGCCUAGAUUAGACAACACAGCUACACUGCCUGUGUCCUGCUUAUGCCACUGCUUCUAUCACUACUGCUGCAAAUGGAGUGACACCAAUGCAGAAAAACACAGAGUGGGUUUUUUUCCUGUUACAGACAAGACCUAAGUAUUAGUCUGUCUUUCUGUACUGCCUUGUCCAAACCAGCUUUCUUAAUACCUCCAACUGGUGCCACCCUCCAAUGGGAAAGGUACUAAAAUCAAUAAAGUGUCAUUAGUAGGAAGCACUUAAAUCACUGUGUCAUAUAGGACUGCUUUGGACUGGUAUAGAGUGUAGUUUGAAAAAUGGUACCAGUAGGGGAGCUGCAAUAAUGAGAGAUUUAAUUAAAAACCUUUAUGGGGUAUAGACUUAAACUACUUAGAGCCUGGCAUACCAAGUAAUGGUAAUAAAAGUGCCUGAAGUUUACAUUGUGGAGAGGACUUGUGAAAACACAGGUUGAUAUUUCAGUCAUAAAACACACAACAUAAACCAGUUUUUUUUAUUAUAUAUUUGUAAAUGGCAAAACUGCUUUCUUUUAAGUAGGAUAAUCACUUGAGCAGGCAUCAUAACUGUUACACUCAUACUUUUUAUUAUGCAAUACUUGCUAUUAUUUCUCCCAUACAUUAAAUAAUAAUAAUCGUUUUCUGGGCAUGCAUCAUAACUGUUAUGCAUCAUAUGCAACUGUUAUGAUAUGCAUCAUAAUCCUUUUCUGGGCAACCAUCAUAACUUGAGCAUGCAUCAUAACUGUUACACUUGCACUUUUUAUUAUGCAAUACUCACUAUUAUUUCUCCUAUACAUUAGUUAAUAAUAAUUCUUUUCUGGGGCCUAUAUUUCAGCAAUAGCAGAUCAUAUGGAGUAGAAAUUUGACAUAGAGGCUGGCAGAUGGGUUUGAGUCUCUUGCACCAAAAAAAAAUAAGUGACAUUUCCAUUUUUAUUUUAAUAGAAUCAAAUUAAAUUGCUUAGCUUCAGAUAGGUUUGUGCUUAGUCUGAAAUUAUACAAAGUGUUAACCAAAAGUUUAAAAUAUUCUCCAAUGAUUCAUAGGGAGGUAAGUCCUUUUGAAAUUGUGUUAGCAGUAUUCUAACCUACAGUACACCACUAUACAUAACUGAAUUUUGCUUUCUGAUAUGUAUCUCUGCCCCCCACUUUGCCGUAAUGUUUGUAGAUAAAGAUAAUACGCCUCUUAUUUCAGUCAAGUUUGCAAAACAGAAGUUGGAGGGGGUAUGAUUUUUGGAGGAGUUGCCGAAGUAAAAGUCUGAACUCUGGGCCCCUUUGAAGAGAAAAAUAGAGGGCAUGAAGGUAUCGGGUUUUGUAUCAGUGGAGGACAGAGAAGCA
Gavialis gangeticus (Gharial) is the source of this 3915-nucleotide messenger RNA. RefSeq names its product transmembrane protein 129 (gene TMEM129). Gene Ontology annotation, cellular component: membrane; endoplasmic reticulum. The record is from RefSeq and is a predicted model, not a curated record. Gene Ontology annotation, molecular function: ubiquitin protein ligase activity. Lineage: Eukaryota; Metazoa; Chordata; Crocodylia; Gavialidae. The coding region runs from base 504 to 1403 and encodes 299 amino acids. The transcript is spliced from 3 exons. Gene Ontology annotation, biological process: protein ubiquitination.